CCAGUACCUUCCUGCCAGAGGAGGCAGCUGUUGUCUCCUCGGGGGCGCCUUCUGCAUCGACGCCUCUAAUUCGGACAAACAGAACUUGGCAGAGGACCAAGGGGAUCCUUCCUGUGUCUUGGAGGCUUCCUGAGAGAACACAUGGAUGAGCAAGACUCAGCUGGCCUUGAAGCAGGAAGAGGCCAGGCCAUGGAAACUGGGAGCAGUGGAGGAUUCUGGGAAAACUCUGUGCAGAAGAUCCUGGGCAAGGAGGACACCCUUCGCUCAGAGGCGCAGAGCCGGCAGUUUAGGGAGUUCUGCUACCUGGAAGCCAAAGGACCCCGAGAGGUUUGCAGCGAACUCUACCACCUUGACUGUCAAUGGCUGAAGCCGGAAAGGCACACGAAAGCUGAGAUGCUGGACCUGGUGAUCUUGGAGCAGUUCCUGGCUGUCCUUCCCCCGGAGAUGGAGUGCUGGGUGAGGGAAUGCGGAGCGGAGACCAGUUCCCAGGCGGUGGCCCUGGCUGAAGGUUUCCUCCUGAGUCAGGCAGAGGAGAGGAAGCAGGUGGAGAAGCAGGCAAAGGAUCCGUUUGCUGAAAUGGGUUCUGAUUCCUCUGAAGUAGAGAAGUCUCUGUUGGACACCAGAGAUAAGCCACUGGGUGAAAGAAGGAUGCCGGCAAGACCUCCUCAUCCAUCUCUUCAUCAUCCUGGUGGAGGGGAAGCAGCGGCAGAGGAACCGGAUCAGGGUCUAGUGUGCUUUGAAGAUGUCACUGUUCGUUUCACGGAGGAGGAGUGGGCGUUGCUGGAUCCUGACCAGAGAGCUCUGCAUAAGGAGGUUACAGAGGAGAAUCGUGGUAUCCUGGCCUCUCUCAGUGGUGAUGAAUUGGAAAUUAAUAACCAGCAAAUCCAUGACAAAAUCCACACAGUGGAGAACCCAUAUCAAAAUGUGGAGUGUGGAGAGAGCUCCCAUUCCUCAUCCCAUCCAAGAAAUCCCAUUGGGAAGAAAACGUAUCAGUGCUUGGAAUGUGGGAAGAGCUUCCGUCAGAGGUCCCAUCUCACGGCCCAUCAAAGAAUUCACACAGGGGAGAAACCCUAUCAGUGCUUGGAAUGUGGAAAGAGCUUCAACAUGAAACAAAAUCUCACUACCCAUCAAAGAAUUCAUAAAGGAGAGAAACCUUAUCAGUGCUUGGAAUGUGGGAAGAGCUUCAGUACAAAGGCCUAUGUCACUUCCCAUCAAAAAAUCCAUACAAGGGAGAAACCAUAUCAGUGCUGGGAAUGUGGAAAGAGCUUCGACUGGAAAUAUAAUCUCACUUCCCAUCAAAGAAUUCAUACAAAACCUUAUCAGUGCUUGGAAUGUGGAAAGAGCUUCAGUGAAAGCAUCAAACUCACUGCCCAUCAAAUAAUUCAUACAGGGGAGAAACCAUUUCAGUGCUUGGAAUGUGGAAAGAGCUUCAGUCGGAGCGACUCUUUCACUUUCCAUCAAAGAACUCAUACAGGGGAGAAACCCUAUCAGUGCUUGGAAUGUGGAAUGAGAUUCACACAGAAGGGAAGUCUCACUUCCCAUCAAAGAACUCAUACCUGGGAAAGUCCACAUAAAUGCUUGGAAUGUGGAAGGAGUUUUAGUCAGGACUCCUAUCUCAUUUCCCAUCAAAUAAUUCAUACAAUGGAGAGACCAUAUAAAUGCUUGGAAUGCGGAGAGAGUUUUAGUCAGGAGUCCUUUCUCACUUCCCAUCAAAGAACUCACAGCAGGAAGAAUCAGAUUCCCCUUGAAUCAUUGAAUUGUUGCAUUGGACUGGAUGGUGAGAGUCAUCUUCUCCAACCCCCUGCAACACAGGAUAUUCAAGAAAAGCAUUGUGACAGGAGAUUGCUGGCAAGACCUCUUCCUCCAUCUUUUCUUGGUGGCAGUGGGGAAGCAGCAGCUGUAGAAGCAGAUCAGAAGUAUUGGAGCCUCAGCUUCAGGAUCUGUCCUUCCAGUGAGCACUCAGGGCUGAUUUCCUUCAGAAUGGAUAGGUUUGAUCUUCUUGCAGUCCAUGGGACUCUCAAGAGUCUCCUCCAGCACCAUAAUAGGCUCAGCCUAUUCAUACAAAAAUACGCCCUUAAGACAGAUGGUGAUGAAUUAGAAAUGAAGAACGAGGGAGACCAUGACGAAAUCCCCACAGAGGAGAAACCAAGUAAAUAUUUGGAAUGUGGAAAGAGCUUUAGUCAAAGCUCCCAUUCAACUUCCCAAAGAAGGACUCCCAUUGGGAAGAAACACUAUCAGUGCUUGGACUGUGGGAAGAGCUUCAAUCAGAGGGGUCAUCUCACUAUCCAUGAAAGAAUUCAUACAGGGGAGAAACCAUAUCAGUGCUUGGAGUGUGGAAAGAGCUUCAGUUACAGGUGCAGCCUCAGUUCCCAUCAGAGAAUUCACACAGGGGAGAAACCUUAUCAGUGCUUGGAAUGUGGAAAGAGGUUUAUUCGGGGGGAACAACUCAUGGUCCAUCAAAGAAUUCAUACAGGGGAGAAACCUUUUCAGUGCUUGGAAUGUGGAAAGAGCUUUAGUCAAAGUGCCACUCUCACUUCCCAUCAAAGAAUUCAUACAAGAGAAAAACCUUAUCAGUGCUUGGAAUGUGGCCAGAGCUUCAAUUGGAAAUAUAAUCUCACUUCCCAUCAAAGACUUCAUAGAAGAGAAAAACCUUAUCAGUGCUUGGAAUGUGGCCAGAGCUUCAGGGAAAGCGCCAAGCUCACUUCCCAUCAAAGAAUUCAUACAGGGGAGAAACCUUAUCAGUGCUUGGAAUGUGGAAAGAGCUUUAAACAGAAGGGAGGUCUAACUUCCCAUCAAAUAAUUCAUACAGGGGAGAAACCAUUUCAAUGCAGGGAAUGUGGGAGGAGAUUCACUCAUAGUGGCAAUCUCACUUCCCAUGAAAGAACACAUACCUGGGAGAGCCCAUAUAAAUGCUUGGACUGUGGAAGAAGUUUUAGUCAGGACUCUUAUCUCAUUUCUCACCAAAUAAUUCAUACAGGGGCAAGACCAUAUAAAUGCUUGGAAUGUGGAAAGAGUUUUAGUCAGGAGUCCUAUCUUACUUCCCAUCAAAGAACUCAUAGUGGGGAGAAUCACAGUCUCCUAGAUUCUUUGAGCUGUAGCAUUGGACUGGAUGGUGAGGGUCAUCUUCUCCAACCCCCUGCAAUGCAGGAUAUUCAACAAAACCAUUCAUGACAGAUGGCCAUCCAAUCUUUGCUUUAAAACCUUCAAUUCCAGAAGAGUCCACCACCACCUGAACUUGUUGGCUACACAAUCAAACAGUCAGAAAUUAUUUCUGAUGUAUACUCAGAAUCUCCUUUCUUCAAUUCAUUGGUUUUGGUCCUUCCACCAGAACAGGAAAAAAGCAAGCUUGCUCCCUCUUCCAUGGCAUAGCUCUUUAGAUAUUGGCAGAGGGCUAUCACAUCUCUUUCUCAAUCUUCUCCAUGAUAAACAUCUGAAGGGUUUCCAAACCCUUGGUCACCUUGGUCUCCCUCGUCUGCACACAUUCCAGUUUAUCAGGGAUGAAGCUGGUUCAGAAUCUGGCACAAAAGGUUUGGCACCAGAGACAUAAAAGCCAUUGUGGAGAUACAAAGGAAGCAGCUAGCAAAAGGGAUGGAGAUGGUAAUCCAAAAUGCAUCAUCCGUAAUGAAGUGCAUAAACUCUGUUCCUGAGAGGAAGCUGAAACCUUCUUUCCCGCCAUGUAUGCAACAUAACUUUCCUGCAUUUCAAGGGGUUUGACUAACUAAAGGACCCUCUGUGCUCCUUCCAACUCUACAAUUCUAUGAUUCUAUUAUCCUGUCUUGAUGCAGUUUAGAAUAGCAUUAGCCUUUCUUUGUUGGUGCUUCACACUUGACAUAAGAGCCCUAGAUGCUUUUUAUGUGUACUUCUGGCUAUCUAGUUGUCCCCCAUCUUAUAUUUUUGCAGCUGGUUGUGCCUGCCUAAAUGUACAUCCUGACAUUUGUCCUUAUUGAAAUUCAUUAAUUGCAUUCAUAUAACACCCUUCCCUUGAAGGUGGUGUUAUACGGUUCUUCCCCAUCUCAUUUAAUGCUGACUGUAUCAUCCUGUGAGGUAAGUUUGGCUGUGAAGCAGUGCCUGGCCUCCAAGGUCACACAGUGAGCUUCAUGGCUGAGUGGGGAUUUGAACCCAGGUCUGCCAGGUCAUAGUCCGGCACACUAACCAAUAUAUCACACUAGCUCUAUAAUGAAACUCUCAAAGUGUGCAUGCAUUUUGUAUUCUUAUAUUGUAUUUUUACACCAUGAAUCGCCCUGAGAUCUUUGAAUGAUGGGUGGUAUAAUAUUUUACAAACAGCCAAAUAAAUAGAUAAAAUUAAAGUAGUUAGAAACAAUCCAUAAAAAAUACACAACAAAACUGAUGAAUAGCCACAUAAAUCACAAGAAGAUAUAAAGAUACAAAUUCCAACCUCAGAACGCCCGACCAAACCUCCUAAGUCCAAGGGUUUAUGCAGCAGCCUCAGCUUUUGUAGCUGGAGUCAGUUCAUCCACCAGUCACUUGUGAAAAGGCCUACAAGGCAGGGAGCAGGUCUUCCAGGACUCAUGGCCAAGAUGGUGUCUGGCUUUUUCAAUAGAGACAGUUGGAGUGGGGAGUGAGGGGCUGGUAGCAGGGUUGGUUAGAGCAGUAGAAUAGGAACAGCAUAAUAAUGCCCUUUGUUUCAGUUUUAAUAAAGUAACAAAACAAAAAAAGGAACAGGAACAUCUGAAAGCACAUGCUUAUGUACACAAAGUUACCAGGAACUUCUUAUUAUUUAAUAAAUCGGUUAUACUCCAGAUGCAUCAUUCCUUGGUAUGUUGGUUGUGAAGUGUUCAGAUAAGAGUCCUCAGGGGUGGCAGCGGGAAUAAUGGGUGGUGGUGGUGGUGAAAGACCCAGAAAAGACUGAGCUCACAGCUGUGGCCCUUGAAUACAGUGGGAAGGUGGCACAGGAGGGUGUGGGCCCAACAUGGGGAGACAAACUCAGCCUCUGAAUGGUACAUUCCAAAGUGUUGCUUCAUAAAAAGAAACUCUUACAACAUACCUCUGAGGUGAACCAGUAGCAUUACCCCAAUAAUAAUAAAAAUUCCUUCAGUAGCACCUUAAAGACCAACUAAGUUUUUUAUAAUGCUACUGUUACUUCACUGUCUUUCUCUUAGUUCUGGCAGGUGUAGCAGUCCAAUAAUCCUUUGGACCAGCCCAGGUUCCUUCAUAGCCUCCUCCUUUGGCUCCUUUU
Zootoca vivipara (common lizard) is the source of this 5197-nucleotide messenger RNA. Lineage: Eukaryota; Metazoa; Chordata; Lepidosauria; Squamata; Lacertidae. The record is from RefSeq and is a predicted model, not a curated record.